GAAAAUUAGGGAUUUCAACUCCGUAGUAGACAAUUAUUGUUCAUGCUAGGCGCACAAAUAUUACACUUUAAAGAUGCGAGUUUUCCUUCUACUCCUACCUCUCUGCCUCGCUGUGGUAAGCUACCCGAUGGAGGAAGCCGAGAAGGAGUUCAUCGAGGAGAAGGAGGUCGUUGACCUCGAUCUCAACCCUAUCAGGGAGGUCAGGGGGGUCAAUCAGGUAGCUGAACCAAUCGUAAAGGAGGAAAAGAAGAUAGAGGAAAAAUUACUGAAAAAGGAAAAAGAACUUGAGAAGGAAAUUUCCAGAAAGAAAAGGGAAAUCGACCUACCAAUGAUGCUCAGAAAACAGAGAAAAAUCGAGGAACCAAUGGUGUUAACAAAGGAGAGAAAAAUCGAGGAACCAUUGAUGCUCAAGAAAGAAAGAAAAAUCGAGGAACCAAUGAUGCUAAAGGAGAGAAAAAUUGAAAAACCAAUGAUGUUAAGAAAAGAGAGAAAAAUCGAAGACCCAAUGAUGCUAAAAAAGGAAAGAAAAAUCGAGGAACCAAUGAUGCUAAAGGAGAGAAAAAUCGAGGAACCAAUGAUGUUAAGAAAAGAGAGAAAAAUCGAAGACCCAAUGAUGCUAAAGGAGAGAAAAAUCGAGGAACCAAUGAUGCUAAAGAAGGAGAGAAAAAUUGAAAAACCAAUGAUGCUGAGAGAGGGAAGAGAAGCACAUCAUUACGACUAUUACUAUUACUAACCAAAUUUUUGAACAAUAUAUAAACUUCUGUACAUGUCUUUUGACUAAAUGGAUUGCAUUAAGCAUAAAGCAUAAAUGCGCAAAUAUUAAAAGAAGAAUGAACCCUCAUUAUUUUCUUACUUAUUCUGUAAAAGUUAUAUAUCUAACAUUUUUGUAUUUUCAUUAUUGCAAAUAUAUUUGUAAAAAAGGAUC
Messenger RNA from Eurytemora carolleeae, 925 nucleotides. RefSeq names its product probable serine/threonine-protein kinase kinX. The record is from RefSeq and is a predicted model, not a curated record. The coding region runs from base 74 to 733 and encodes 219 amino acids. NCBI's taxonomy places the organism in Eukaryota, Metazoa, Arthropoda, Copepoda, Calanoida, Temoridae. The transcript has 2 exons.